Molecule: messenger RNA, 2659 nt
Organism: Branchiostoma floridae (Florida lancelet)
Lineage: Eukaryota; Metazoa; Chordata; Leptocardii; Amphioxiformes; Branchiostomatidae
Product: sodium/potassium/calcium exchanger 3-like
Exons: 11
Coding region: 516-2096 (526 amino acids)
Biological process (GO): calcium ion transmembrane transport; intracellular calcium ion homeostasis
Cellular component (GO): membrane
Molecular function (GO): calcium channel activity; calcium, potassium:sodium antiporter activity
Source: RefSeq, a predicted model, not a curated record
CACGGAGGAAUCUGCUUGGAGAUUAUAUAAAACGUGCUAAAGAAGCCAUGUAAGAUUCCCAAUUUACCAUUAAUGAAUGGAUGAAUGAAUGAAAGACCUUUAUUGUACAUUCAUGCCUCGACGGGCUAGGUACCGGUCACUGAUAACAGACAUAUGCAGAGACAACAAUAUACAAUUUAACUAAUUGAAGGUACUAAGCUAACAGGAUGGUCGAUGUCUUCUCGCUUCUUUGUACACGUGUAGAUAUGUUAAUAUUGCUCCAGAUUCUCCCCUUUGAACAGUAUGACUAGUCUCAUAGGCUCUGUCUUUCUGUCACCAGUCCGACCGGUUGAACAAGCCUAUAGCUGAUCCAGUACACAAUCACUCCCCAUGCGGGCUCGCACCUGGUCUCUCAUUUCUGUCCUGUAGACAAGUGCAGGGAUCUCGGCGCUUUGGUCUCACCUCCCCGGACAGCUAUGGACAGAAUUUAUCACUUGUAGAUAGACACCUGCUUGUGCAGGCCACAGUAGAUCAGAAUGCGCCUGCUUACAACUUCUCACAGGGCAACCAGGAGAAAAGGAAGAUGGCAGGUGACAGCUGCCAUUUUCCUUGCGUUGCUGGGCGCCUUUAGCGCGAUUGUGUCCCUGCAAACGUUAUUUACUGAGCAAGACUUCACCAGAAGGGCGUACGCAACGUCAGAUGCCGCCAACAUCUCCAGCCCGGGAGCGAACUGCUCACGGCCGCAGGCCAUCAGUCACUACCCUGCCGACGUCUUCACCCAGGAGCAGCGGCGUCAGGGCGCCGUCAUUCUGCAUGUCAUCGCCACGCUGUACAUGUUCCUGGCGCUGGCCAUUAUUUGCGAUGACUACUUCGUACCCGCAUUGGAAAGGAUCAGUGAAGCAUUGCGUCUCCAGCCGGAUGUGGCAGGUGCCACGUUCAUGGCGGCCGGAAGUUCGGCACCCGAGCUCUUCACGUCCAUCUUCGGCGUCUUCGUCAGCCGAGACGACAUCGGAGUGGGAACUAUCGUCGGGUCGGCCGUCUUCAACCUGCUCUUCAUCGUGGGUCUGUGUGGGCUGUUGGUGGGAACGGCCAUCACCCUGACGCUUUGGCCCCUGCUACGGGACUGCAGUGUCUACCUCAUCAGCGUGGCGGCGCUCGUCAUCGUCAUAUACGAUGAACAGGUCCACUGGUACGAGGCCUGUAUCCUGGUGUGUCUCUACUUCUCGUACGUGCUGCUGAUGUACUUUAAUCGCCGGCUGAGUUCAGGGUUCACCCGGCGGUUCCCAGCAGCAGAUGACCUCCUCCAAACCCGCCAAACGGGACAGUACGAGAAAACGCCGCUGAUCAAAACAGAGGUCAAGGUGGCGUAUACAUGUACUACAUUGUUAAUUUCAGACAAUAGCAAAGAAGAAGGGCAGUUCUUACAGACGUCGCAAGUUGACGCUGUCACAACCAAUUCGGAAGGAACUAUCCAAGAAGAGCCGGAGUCUCCGUUGUCAGUACCGCCCGAGCCCUGGAGGAGAGUAUUAUGGGUUGUCGGGCUGCCUCUGACGUUACUGCUAGUGGGGACCGUGCCUGACUGCCGGAGGGACAAGUGGAAAAGUUGGUACCCUGUCAGCUUUGUCAUGUCAGUCGCCUGGAUAGGAGUCUUCACAUACAUCCUGGUCUGGAUGGUCACUGUCAUCGGGUUCACGGCCGGUAUCCCGGAUACAGUGAUGGGCCUGACGCUGGUCGCCAUAGGAACCAGCGUGCCUGACGCCAUGUCUAGUGUCCUGGUGUCAAAGGAAGGAUUGGGAGACAUGGCGGUGUCCAACGCAGUCGGCAGUAACGUGUUCGACAUCCUGGUGGGACUGGGCGUGCCGUGGUUCUUCAGGACGGUGGUGGUGCAAACAGACAGCGUGGUGCCCAUCCAAAGCGGUGGCCUGGUGUACUCAGCUGUCACGCUGCUGUCCACCGUGCUGAUCCUGCUGUUCACCAUGUGGCUGAACCGCUGGCGGCUGGACAGGAAGCUGGGCGUGAUCUGCAGCUGUCUGUACGCUGUCUUCAUCACGCUGGCCACGCUGUACGAACUCAACGUGUUCGGAGACUUCAACCCGCCCACGUGCCCGGGAAGUUAGACACUGAUGAUUGACAAAGAACGUGGACGUGAACAAAGAUUGUGGAAAAUAGUAAAAUUAUGUCACUGCCAUGUCAGACUGGCGUAUGUUAGGAGUCUUUGUGGACCACUAACUUAAAGUGCCUUGUUAGUGUAAGCAGACCACUCGGCACCCUUGGUUGUGCCCGUAGCAUUGCGACCAAACCGACUGUGUAAUGCGACUUCUCCGUUGCUGUCAUGACGAGGACUACGACUAGGCUAUUCGAAUCGAAACCCGUGAUAAGCUUUCUGCGUUAAGCUGAAAUGUAAAUAUAUAGAAUCACUGAUUGCAGAAACGAAAAUAUGCAGAUGUCAAAGUAAAUAGAAAGUUAUAUUCAGUAUUUAAUAAAAAGCCAAUUCUUUGUUUAUUAAAGUAUACUCCAGUAGAUCUACUGUACGAUUCUGUUCAAAAUAACUUCUUGAAGGCCAAUUUGCCAAAUAUCCCUUUAGUUCUAGAGAUAGCAAAAACAAGACUGUAAAGUCGCGUCGUAGUAUAGGACAUGAAGAAUUGAAAGAUGGUAACCUUGAACUUUUCUGGUAGAUACU